Messenger RNA from Emericellopsis cladophorae, 735 nucleotides. Its product is annotated as prolyl 4-hydroxylase alpha subunit. Gene Ontology annotation, molecular function: procollagen-proline 4-dioxygenase activity; L-ascorbic acid binding; iron ion binding. Lineage: Eukaryota; Fungi; Ascomycota; Sordariomycetes; Hypocreales; Bionectriaceae. Gene Ontology annotation, cellular component: endoplasmic reticulum. Gene Ontology annotation, biological process: peptidyl-proline hydroxylation to 4-hydroxy-L-proline. The record is from RefSeq and is a predicted model, not a curated record. The transcript is spliced from 4 exons. Bases 1 to 735 code for a protein of 244 amino acids.
AUGCCCAAACCCUCCAAGUUCAGCAAGUCAAAACCCUCAGCACAGCAACAACCGCCAGCCAAACCACCCUCAUGGCCGCCCUUUAAGCCUCCCCUCCCCGUCGCCUACCUGCAACCAGAGUAUCACCCCCAAACCCAAAAGAUCGCCCUGAUCUCCUCCUUCUUCCCCCGCUCCCUGUGCAGAGACUACGUCAGCUUCCUGCGCACCCUGCCGCUGGUCACGACCCCCGGGAAGCCCAAGCGCGGCGAGGCCGUCCGGGUCAAUGAUCGCUUCCAGGUGGAGGACCCGGACUUUGCGCGCAGGCUGUGGGAGGACACGGGAUUGAAGGACGUGGUGGCCGACGGCGACUGGAAAGAUGAGUGGGGCGGCGAGGUCGUGGGACUGAGUCCCAACAUUCGCAUCUAUCGGUACUCAAAAGGGCAGUACUUUGACUGUCACUACGACGACUCAAACAUGGUCACACUACCGCAGCGUGAAGGACCACCUCUAUCGACCAAGACGACGUGGACACUCUUGCUGUACUUGACGUCAGCUGCCGAGGGCUGCGAGGGCGGCGAGACGGUGUUCUACACCCAUGACCGGCAGACGCCCUCGGAGGAGAUCGCUGUGCCAUUGGAGACUGGCAUGCUUCUAUUGCACAAGCAUGGCGAUGACUGCUUAUUGCAUGAAGGACGGGAGGUUCUUGAAGGGGAAAAAUGGGUCCUGCGCACCGAUAUCUGCGUACACAGACAAUGA